AUGGCCUGGUACGCCCAUUCAGCCCAAGGGAUAGGAGCACGAUUACUAAGGGACAACAAAGCCGCCAACUGGUGGUUACAAGGUGUGACCCUUUCAGAGUCCGAGUACUCACUGGCUAUUAAGCUGCAUACCAACACCUACCCCACUAGGGAGGCGAUGCAUCGGAGACUAGCGACAGGAGAUGUGAGGUGCAGGUGGUGUGGAUUUCAUACGGAGAUGUUGGGUCACAUCAGCGGACAUUGGAUUCGUGAAACUGAGCCGAAUCAAAAGACAAGAUAUGCACCGCCGUAUCGACUGCUGCCAAGCUGCAAGGUUGGGCAGUAUGGUGCGAACCCAGACUGUCUGGGGGAUGCCUAUUUCAAGCCCGAUCUAGUCUGCGUGAAAGACAUGAGGGCGGUAGUAGUUGAUGUGACGGUCGUAUGGGACCCAAAUAAGGGGGCCUUAGUUGCGGCGGCUAAGGAAAAGGAGAGAAAAUACCGGCCACUUUUGCCCUCGGUACUAGAGAGAAUGGGGGCGUCACGGUGCGAGGUCUACGGCCUCCCUCUCAGAGCGAGAGGUAGCUGGCUGCCCUGA
This is a messenger RNA of Haliotis rufescens (red abalone), 573 nucleotides long. RefSeq lists its product as uncharacterized. The record is from RefSeq and is a predicted model, not a curated record. The coding region runs from base 1 to 573 and encodes 190 amino acids. NCBI's taxonomy places the organism in Eukaryota, Metazoa, Mollusca, Gastropoda, Lepetellida, Haliotidae. The transcript has a single exon.